AUGGCUCCCAACAGCAAAGAAGCCGCCGCCGAGUGCGUCUCAGAAGAUGCCCUGGUACAUCUCAAGUCGUAUAAAUACUCGGCUGUCGACAAGUCGCCGGUCUCAUAUUACAUCCUUCGACCAUACUGGAACUGGGCUGCAAGUCUACUCCCAGUAUGGAUGGCGCCGAACAUGGUCACGCUCGUCGGCUUCUUCUUCAUCCUGGCCAAUGUUGGGCUCCUUGCCAUCUUCGUACCAGAUCUAAUAGGCCCAGGACCAUCGUGGUUAUACUUCAGCUUCGCACUCGGCCUCUUCAUGUACCAGACCAUGGACAACAUAGAUGGCAAACAGGCACGGAGGACGGGAACAUCGAGCGGUCUCGGCGAGCUUUUUGAUCAUGGCAUCGACUCCCUCAACUGCACCCUUGCCUCGCUCCUUGAGACGGCCGCCAUGGGCCUCGGCACCUCCAAGACGGGCGUCUUCACUGCGCUGUGUCCCUGUAUCCCUAUGUUCUUUUCCACGUGGGAGACAUACCACAGCCACACGCUCUACCUGGGUUUCAUAAACGGACCGACCGAGGGCCUGCUCAUCGCGGCAUCCAUAAUGGCCCUGUCAGGAGUCUACGGCCCGCAGAUUUGGACAACACCCGUUGUCAAGGUUCUGGGAAAAGAAUACACCUUCGGUUACGAGGACCAAUUGGGCGAUCUUGCCGUGCGCGACGUCUGGGCACUGACAAUUAUAGGAGGAUUGUUCGUCCAUGUGCCAGGAUGCAUCAAGCACGUGGUUGAGGCGCGCCGCAGACAGAAGCUGCCCAUCGCACCUGUCUUCCUCGAGUGGACCCCAAUGGCGGUGUACACGUUCUCCAUUGGAUUUUGGCUUUACAGCCCCUUUUCCACGCUACGUCGUGAGAACCACCUUGUCCUGUUUUGCCUGACCAUGAGCUUCGUUUUCGGUCGCAUGACAACCAAGAUGAUCCUCGCGCACCUGACGCGCCAGCCUUUCCCCUACUGGACCGUUAUGCUGUUCCCACUGGUGGGCGGCGCUAUUUUGGGUAACUUGCCACGCUUUGGACUGCCUGCGGUCACAGCCGAGGUAGAAACAGCGUACCUAUACGGCUAUUUUGUCUUCGCAAUGAUCGUCUACUUCAGAUGGGCUUUCCUAGUGACUGGCUCCAUCUGCGACUACCUGGGCAUCAGAGCUUUGACGGUGCCUCCUGAGAAGAUCGCGGAGACCAAGAGAAGAGAGCAGGCGGAGAGGAGAGGUGAAGUGGCGAAUGGCACCGUCAUGAAUGGGAAGAAGGCGCAAUAG
Molecule: messenger RNA, 1287 nt
Organism: Diaporthe amygdali
Lineage: Eukaryota; Fungi; Ascomycota; Sordariomycetes; Diaporthales; Diaporthaceae
Exons: 4
Coding region: 1-1287 (428 amino acids)
Biological process (GO): phospholipid biosynthetic process
Cellular component (GO): membrane
Molecular function (GO): phosphotransferase activity, for other substituted phosphate groups
Source: RefSeq, a predicted model, not a curated record